AUGUCUAACUCAGAUGCUCCAGAAGAGAGGCUGAGAAAAUUCAAGUACCGAGGCAAAGAUGCAUCUAUGAGGCGGCAACAGCGGAUUGUGGUCAGCCAAAAGCUCCGGAAGGUCAAGAAAGAUGAGCAAACUUUCAAAAGAAGAAAUAUCGUCAGUUUCUCCCAUGACCCAGCUUCUGAAAAUCUGGCCGAAGAGAUGUCGGUCAGCCUCACUCUGAGUGAAAUAAUCAAAGGUGUGAAUAGCUCAGAUCCCAUCCUGAGGUUCCAGGCCACCCAGGAAGCCAGGAAAAUGCUGUCCUGGGAAAGAAACCCCCCUCUAAAAUUGGUUGUUGAAGCUGGGCUCAUUCCUCGGCUGGUGGAGUUUCUGAAGUCAUCACUUUAUCCCUGCUUGCAGUUUGAAGCAGCCUGGGCUCUGACCAACAUUGCUUCAGGGACUUCAGAGCAGACCCGAGCAGUCGUGGAAGGGGGCGCUGUCCAGCCGUUGGUUGAGCUCCUGUCUUCCACCCACAUGAUUGUGUGUGAACAGGCUGUGUGGGCUCUUGGCAAUAUAGCUGGUGAUGGCUCAAAGUUCAGAGACAUCGUUAUCUCAAGUAAUGCCAUCCCACAUCUGCUGGCCCUGAUUUCGUCAAACAUACCAAUCACAUUUCUACGGAACAUCACGUGGACCUUGUCCAACCUGUGCAGAAACAAGAACCCUUACCCUUGCCAAAAAGCGGUGAAGCAAAUGCUGCCAGUCCUCUCCCAACUUCUGCAGCACCAUGACAAUGAGAUUCUCUCCGACACCUGCUGGGCCCUAUCCUACCUCACCGACGGCUGCAACGAGCGCAUCGGCGAAGUAGUCAACACUGGGAUCCUGCCCAGGCUGGUAGAGCUCAUGACCAGCUCGGAACUCAGUGUCUUGACUCCCUCUCUCCGCACGGUGGGGAACAUUGUCACGGGGACAGAUCAGCAGACCCAGAUGGCCAUUGAUGCAGGCAUGCUGAAUAUACUGCCCCAGCUCCUGCGGCACCCCAAGCCGUCCAUCCAGAAGGAGGCAACCUGGGCCUUGAGCAAUGUGGCCGCAGGUCCCCGCCAUCACAUCCAGCAGCUGAUUGCUUGCGACAUCCUGCCAUCCUUGGUGGCUCUAUUGAAAAAUGGAGAAUUUAAAGUCCAGAAAGAGGCUGUUUGGACGGUGGCUAACUUCACAACUGGGGCAAACAUGGACCAGUUGAUCCAGCUUGUCCACUCUGGAGUCUUAGAGCCACUGAUAAAUCUGCUCAUUGUCCCAGAUGUUAAAAUUGUUCUCAUCAUCCUUGAUAUCAUCGCUUAUAUUCUCCAGGCAGCAGAGAAAGUGUCUGAGAAGGAAAAUUUGUGUCUUCUGAUAGAAGAACUUGGUGGGAUUGAUAAAAUUGAGGCUUUACAACUUCACGAGAAUCAUCGGAUUGGCCAGACUGCUCUACGUAUCAUUGAGAAACACUUUGAGGAAGAAGAUGAGGGCAUAACUUUGCUGGACGGAGCCCUGGACUAA
This is a messenger RNA of Otolemur garnettii (small-eared galago), 1506 nucleotides long. RefSeq names its product karyopherin subunit alpha 7 (gene KPNA7). The transcript has 10 exons. Gene Ontology annotation, molecular function: protein binding; nuclear import signal receptor activity. Bases 1 to 1506 code for a protein of 501 amino acids. NCBI's taxonomy places the organism in Eukaryota, Metazoa, Chordata, Mammalia, Primates, Galagidae. Gene Ontology annotation, cellular component: nucleus; cytoplasm. Gene Ontology annotation, biological process: NLS-bearing protein import into nucleus. The record is from RefSeq and is a predicted model, not a curated record.